Molecule: messenger RNA, 1662 nt
Organism: Ogataea haglerorum
Lineage: Eukaryota; Fungi; Ascomycota; Pichiomycetes; Pichiales; Pichiaceae
Exons: 2
Coding region: 1-1662 (553 amino acids)
Source: RefSeq, a predicted model, not a curated record
AUGACCACGCUGCUGUUUCUGGGAUUACUGCUGCUUGCAGAGGGUGUCACGAGCGCUCUUUUGAGCGUCAGGGGCUGUGAUUGGCCCAGAAGAAUGGACAACACGCUUCUCUCCCCGUUGUUCACCAAUGUGUCCUACAACGGCGAUGACGGACUGCUGAAGAUGUACAUCGCCAUGGACUCGCUCGGGUAUAUUGUGGACGUGAACGAAACCACAAACACUUACACGACGCUCCACGUCCGGCUCGAAUACGUUGGCGACGUGAUACAUGACGAGUACUUGAGACUGUGCAAUUACUCCAGGGUGCUCCGUGCGGACGGAGAAGAGCCUGUUAGCACGACGACCUCCCAGCAGCCCUCCUCGACUGCUCACAGCUCGCUGAUAAAUUACUCCACUCGCGUGCCAGACAUGUCCGAUAUGAUACAAAAGAGAGACACUUGGAUGGAAGAGUACUCCCCGCUGCUGCUGGACCGUGCGGAAGAGACCUACGACUCGUGUCCCAUAUACGAGGGAGACGAGGUCGUGGUGGACUUGUCGCUCUACAUCGGCCACCACUCUCCCUUUGGGACAUACAGUUUGGACGUCACUGUCAUCAACUCGGACGCCAACCACACGGUGAUUGGCUGUUCUCUGGCCAAGUUCAGUACCGUCCAGAAACGCUCGCUGCAGAACUUCAUGGUGGCGUUUACGGCGCUGCUGCUGUCGCUAAUUAUUCUCUCGAACAUUCUUGGGUACCAGCUUUCGCCGUACAUUGACACCCAAAACCCACUAUCUGGUCUACAUUCAGUUUAUCCACUUCAUGGCCGGCUUGAAUCUCCAAUUCCCCGGUUUCUUUCAGCCCCUAAUGGCCUCGCAGCGCUGGGCAGGCGUCAUGGACUUGCUACACGACCACGCCGCCAGGGGCGUCGACGGCGUGUACGAGUCGAUGUGGAUGGGCGGGCUGAAACGACUUCUGGGCUCUGGCUUCGGCAAAGACGGUCUGCCAACGAUUUGGUCGUCGUUCCUGAUCACCGCCCUUAUCUUCAUCUCGAUUGCCUGCGUUAUCGACCACGGGAUCUGCUCGCUGGUGCUUCUGCUGAAGCCCAAAGACUGCCGCCCCACAUUGCCCCGUUACAUGAGACUCUCGUUUCUAAUCGUUAUCGGAAACGUACUUGCCGCUUUUCUUGGCUACAUCGCCACGCCGUUCCUCGUAUAUUCGUUUUUUGUGCUCUGUGCUCCACACACGCAUUUGUAUGGACAGCCGGAGAUUCGGAGCAACCCGGCCUGGGUCACCGUCACCGCCUCGCUUCUUCUGGCCCUCUACUUCCUGCUCCAGAUAUACUAUGUGGUGCGGUUCGUCCUAUUCAAGCGCGGACGCGACAUGCUCUACAGGUCGAUCAAUGUGAUUCUGAUCUGGCAAUGGGCCUACGUGCAUCUGAAAACGUCUGCUCUGUGGUUUGCUGCCGUCACUUUCCUCGGAAACUUCGUGUUCAGCUUUGCUGUCGGCGCGCUGCAGUUCAGCGGCGUCAUCCAGUUGAUUGUGAUUAUCUGCUCGGAGUCGAUUAUUCUGUGUGUGAUGCUGUUGUGGGCUCCGUACUACUCCAACACGGGAACGAACAGGACCAAGAUCUCACUGGCCAUCGUCAAGCUUAUUAUCUUGUUUCUGCACAUUGCGUUCAUUGA